UUUUACGGUUGUAUUUCGUUGCGAAUGUGUCGUUUCUGCGCUAACGUGUUUCGCGAAAGUGUUAGUUGAUUGUUCGUGCGUGCAUUAUCGGCUUCUAAGUGAUCAAGUGCAUGGGCUGUAAUGUCGUCCACCGUAAAAUUUACUUCGGACGAGAUUCUGGGUGAAUCAUGGGUUGAAUUGAAUCCUGUCCCCGACAGGAUAACACCAUUACCGUUCAGCAGUGGCGGAGAAGAAUAUUUACGACUUCUUAGGGAAGCGCAAAGGGAUUCUCUACCCUCGUCUGCUAAGCAUUCUUUGGCAUCUUCUCGUCGAGGCACGCCUCGAGAUAGUCCGAAGAGUCCGCCGAACAGCCCAAAUACAGAACUAUCAACUGAAGAUGAGCUCAAGGGAGUCUAUAUAAAUUACUGCUGCAACAAGGAAACAGAGCUUUUGGAGAAGAACACAGAUUGGAUUUACGAAUGGAGCUCGCGACCGGAUCAAGCACCACCAAAAGACUGGAAGUUCAAACAUCCUCAGGGAAUGACCAAAAAAAAAUCCUAUAGCAUUCGUACAACUAAAGUCGGCAAGGUUGGGUUGUUCUCAAAAGAGGUGCUUUAUACUCUUUUCAUUACGAACAUUCUGUCUGUAUUGGUUGGCGCUGGGCUAGGAGUUUGGUUGUCUAGGCGAGGAUCGAUAACAUCCAGCGUGACCAUCGAAUGAAAAAGAACGGCUAAGUACACGAAAGUCAGGACUGCUGCGCUAGAGUUUGCGAGAAAACGGAGAAAGAAUUUGGUCUGUGUUGAGCCGCUAGAAAGACUGAAGAACCGAGAAAAAGGGUCGAUCGAGCCUAACAAAACACACAACAUAUUAUUUCGAUUACUACAAUUUAAUAUUAGCACUUUCUAUUCUAUUCUUCCCUGCCCAAAAAAACUUAACGGUGUACU
Molecule: messenger RNA, 923 nt
Organism: Eufriesea mexicana
Lineage: Eukaryota; Metazoa; Arthropoda; Insecta; Hymenoptera; Apidae
Gene: BNIP3
Product: BCL2 interacting protein 3
Exons: 6
Coding region: 121-699 (192 amino acids)
Biological process (GO): mitochondrial outer membrane permeabilization; positive regulation of apoptotic process
Cellular component (GO): mitochondrial outer membrane; nucleus; mitochondrial envelope
Source: RefSeq, a predicted model, not a curated record